UUCAUGCCGUGGAGGCACCUACCUCUCUGAUGACGGUACAUGUGUGCCUUGUUCAAAACCACCAAAGACACAAACAAAGAACUCCAUAUAUAGCAUGUACUGUGAGGGUGUUUGUGGUAAGGGGAAAAGAGGGCUUUACUGUGGACAAGAUUGUAGUGAUGGAUGCAACAAUUCAUUCUGUAACAGAUGGACCGGUGAAUGUAUCAAUGGUUGUAAGUCUAAUCGUUACGGUACGAAGUGUGACAUACCUUGUGAGCACUGUGCCUCCUGUGUGGAUGUGGAAGGGCAAGACUGUGUUUGUAAUAAUGGUUAUUACGGUGGGCAAUGCAAGCAAAAGUGUCCAGUCAGCUGCAAAAAUAACACAUGUAAUUCUGAAGGCAUGUGUCAUUUGGGCUGUGCGGCUGGUUGGGUAGGAGACAAAUGCGACCAACAGUGUCUGAACUGCGUGGACGAUUCUGACUCAAAGUGUUUUAUCGGAUGGUACGGACAAACAUGCAGCCUGAGCUGUCGAGGUCGAUGUUCAAAAGGACUUUGCAGCGUAAAUGGAUCGUGUGCUGCUGGGUGUCUCGAGGGCUUGUUCGGAGACACCUGUGAAGAGACGUGUCCUGACACGUGUGAGUCCCGUUCCUGCAAAGCUGAUGGCACCUGUAAGUCUUGUCCUGAUGGGUAUCGAGGUAGCAGAUGCGAUCAGACAUGUGACUUAAAAUGCAGAACGUGUCAGCAAGUCGGAAAUGACUGCAAGUCCUGUACAUCUGGAUAUUUUGGUAACUCAUGCCAGUUUCAAUGCAAGAACUGCAGGAAAGGACUCUGUCACAAAACAAAUGGUACAUGUUCGCGUGGAUGCAAGAAUGGAAUGCACGGGCCAUAUUGUGACAAAAAGUGCAACAGGAAUUGUAGAAGACUGUCGGCUGAUACCUGUUUGAUGGACUCGGGAUGGUGUAACCACGGCUGUCGAAGAGGCUGGUUUUGGAUACAAUGUGACCGAAAAUGCGCCAACGGUUGCAGAUUCCCAUGUGACAGAGAGACGGGAGAAUGCAGUGUUGGAUGCAAACCAUCUCUCUAUGGCUCCUUCUGUAACAGCAGCUGCAGCGACCACUGCCUCAACUCGGACUGUAUGCUGACCAUUGAUGGGUUCACUGUAGUAUGUGUUGACGGAUGCAGGAACGGGUGGUCAGGUCCCUAUUGCCAACGAGCAAACACGAGCCCCUGGAUUGUGAUUGCGUUUACAGUUGUUCCUGUCGGAAUCAUAUGUUGUCUAACUGGCGUUGUCAUCAGGAAGCUGCUGCUAAGAUGGUCCUGGUGAGACCAUUUUAGACAGCGGAGACAGUACUUGUCCCAUGCCAGGGUGGUGG
Messenger RNA from Haliotis rubra (blacklip abalone), 1352 nucleotides. RefSeq names its product cell death abnormality protein 1-like. Bases 95 to 1303 code for a protein of 402 amino acids. The transcript is spliced from 3 exons. The record is from RefSeq and is a predicted model, not a curated record. Lineage: Eukaryota; Metazoa; Mollusca; Gastropoda; Lepetellida; Haliotidae. Gene Ontology annotation, molecular function: scavenger receptor activity.